GCGCGCACACGAUUUUUUUAAUGGGUGGCGGAAAAAAAAUGCACUAAUGUGCUUCGUAAUCUUUUGCUGGGCAAGGAUCGCGCAGGGGGAAGCGCGUGCCCUCUUCGCUGCCAGCCCAGCCUCCCUCUCUCUCUCUCUCCUUCCUCCUCCUCCCCUCCCUCCCUCGCUCGCGCCCCUUUCCUCGCACCGGACUGGAAACCUCACAUUGCGUAAGAGUCCCGGGCCGGCCACGCCCAUCGGGGGGGAAUUUCGCGGUUGUGAGAUCACUCCCUCCGCCGCCGCCCGCGAGAUGCUAUAUAAUUCCCACCCCCCGCCAAGUUGCAAUCGGCAGACGGAGACGGAGAGUUUAGGAUCGGUGGCCUCCGCAGCGAUCGUGGCGGACUGAGGAUGCUGGACGUAGACUACGCGCAGUUCGAGGGGUCCCAGUAUGGCUAUAUUUUUCCCAGCGGCUGCAUCUAUGACCUGGACUCUUGCAAACAAGAACCCAUGUUUGCUUCCUGCCUUGCAGACCCCGAGAGCUCCCCAGAGUCUUGCAUGAACUGGCUGGAGAUGCAGGAGCCUGGCUAUGAAGGCUAUGAGGUGGGGCAGCUGGCCCAGCUGCAGAAUGUCCAAGUCUCCUACCUGCAUAGUUCUUACCCGCAGCUCUCCAUGGAUUCUGUCUACAGCCAGGAGGGAGUGGUACCCACACAGAACAUGUGCCUCGCACCCAAGGAAGACUACAACACCCAGAUUUACCUCCCCUACGAGCAGUACCCUCUUCCCAGGGAAGUGCCUAGCCCCUCGUCGGAAGAAGAGGAAUUCCACGGGGAGAGUCGGAACCUGGAGGUGUCCUCCGACAGCGACUUGGAUGAGAAUCUCUCACCUGGUUUUGAUUCAGGCUCCCGACGGAAGUUGCGCCUCUACCAGUUCCUGCUGGAGCUCCUUGAGCGUGGCGACAUGAAGGAAUGCGUGUGGUGGGUGCACCGCGACGCAGGGAUCUUCCAGUUCUCCUCGAAGCACAAGGAGCUCCUGGCGCAUCGCUGGGGACAGCAGAAGGGCAACCGCAAGAAGAUGACCUACCAGAAAAUGGCUCGGGCGCUACGCAACUACAGCAAGACGGGCGAAAUUCGCAAGGUCAAGAAGAAGCUCACCUACCAGUUUGGGACCACUCUGCUGGCGCAGUCGGCCACCUCCUAAACUCCACCCACCCACCCGCUGCAAGAAUACGGGGCUGGGGCCAUUAAUAAUGACUGGACCUCCAUUCUCUGCCUUCUCCAGACCACCCGCUUUCUGGUGCCUUCAACCAAACUGCGUGAAAGAAUCUAGGCUGGGUGGGAAGAGAUGGGAAGACCCAAAUCAGGGUGGGGUGGGCUCCAGUAGGUUGCAGUCAGGGAGGCCAGGUGUGAAGGCACCGAGAUCUUCCACCAGAGGGGUGGGGGAUAUGCACUUUAGCAGAAAUCGGGCUGCUUGGACUGUCAUGGUAGGGUGAGCGCAAAGUAUGAUACAGCAGAGGUGGAGCGAAGCAUUCUGGGAGGCUAUUUGCUUUGCCUGGGUUGAUUGGGAGGGAGGGCUCUUUCAGCAGGGCCUGGUCCAUAUUUUUCCUUGGUGAAGUACGGAAAAAAGGGGGUGUGGGGAGGUUAAUCACAGUACGGGGGGAGCAAAGGGGUCCAUGUGGUUGCCUUCUGAUGAGGUGGUGGGGGACUUCGCUGUGAAAUAGGAACGAGGUGGGUGGUGGUACUCUGUGUGGGUUGGUGGAUUUGCUCUGCUGGGCUGGGGCCAAAGUUGGUCAGAGGGGUGUCACUGAAGUCACUCUCUGCCCCCCCCUCCACCCUGGCUAGCAGUUCAAAACUGGUAGUUUUAAAACAGAAGGAGCUUUUGUGAGUAUUUAUGCAAGGUGUUGGGAUUUCUAGAAGCAGCAUAUUGCUUUGCUUAGGUGGGGCGGAGAAACCAAAAAUUCUUGUCCAGGAGUUCUGUCUGUGUGUAUAUGUAUAUAUAUAUGUAGGCAAGAUGUUUAUUUAAUGCCAUAGGUUUGGGGGUUUGGUUGGGUUUCAGUCUCCUAAAGGGUUUGUUUGUUUUUGUACAAAAUCUGAUUAUUAUUUUUUAAAUGGAUCUCUUCUGUAUAAAUUGUAAAAUUUGCAAAUAAAUUUUUAAGGAGUUUGGCUAA
Podarcis muralis (Common wall lizard) is the source of this 2143-nucleotide messenger RNA. NCBI's taxonomy places the organism in Eukaryota, Metazoa, Chordata, Lepidosauria, Squamata, Lacertidae. The record is from RefSeq and is a predicted model, not a curated record.